GUCCUUUCCUUGGGUUUAAUUCGUUGAUUGGAUUGCAUUUGGUGUUGUUUCGUGUUUGUGAGGGUUUGCUGUGUCACCGUGUACUAGAUUUGCCUACGUUUAGUGGAUGACAGUGAUACGUGUUUGGGUUUUAUCGGCCGUUGAGAUGUUGAACCACUUGUAGCACAAUGCCGUGUAGGAAGAGUGUAUUGUCUUUAGGGAACCUCUGUGUUCUGAGCAUAACCCAGCUGCUGGUAGACGUCAUUCAUCUGAGCAGUGAAGAGGGACAAGACAAAGCAAAGUGCACUGACCAGCAAGAGAAAUCAACAGGUGUGAGUGACCAGUCCUCAGAUGCCAGUCAGAAGCAGGAUGAAGCAACAGGUGCAGCUCAGCAGAAUGACACCUCAACAAGUGCAACUGUGGAGGAACAGGUGGAGCUCCAGAAUGCCACGGAAGAGAAAGCACGUGCGGAAGGGACAGCUGAGGAGCCAGAGCAGCCAGCUAUGUGUAAUCACGAGGCUUCAGUAAAUCAGAUGCGGGAAGCGGAGGAGAAGAGCAGUGACGAGAAAGAGAAGGCGGAGAAGAAAGAUGAAAAGGUAGAGAAGGGCAGUACGGAGAGUGAUAACAGGAGAGAGAAGGAAAAUGGUAGCCAUAGUGGUGGUUCCCCGGAGGAUAUGAGGGAAAGAUUAGAGACGCUAAGACAGGAGUUGGGCGUGCAGCUGACAUCCCACUCUCACGUCAUGCUGCACGAACUCCUCUUCUCGAACAUCAUAACACGCCUAGACCUGCUGUACAUGCGGCAGAAGAAGAUACGGAAGGCAGUGCAAGACAUCCUACCUCACUUUCUCAACUCAUCCUUGAGGGAACUUGACUUCGGCAGAACAAAGAUGUUCUCAGAGCAGGAGAUGUGCAAGAUUCUUUUUGAUAACCUACACAAGGCUGUAAACCUCAGGAAGUUAAUGAUUGGACGAUCUUGUUAUUGGCGGUCAAAGAUAUUUGAAAACCUGUGCACAAAACUCACACACCUGCCUCACUUGACAGAGUUAGGGAUUCAGUAUAUUUGCACCCCAGAAAUGAUCAGUGGCCUCUCAGAAUCAUGUCCUCAGCUGUGUGAACUAAAUUUAAAGGGUUCAGAAAAGAUAACAGACCAGCAGUGUGAGGAAAUAGCCAAGUGCGCAAGCCUCAAGAUGCUCGACAUCUCCGGGACACGGAUCACAGGGAAAGGUUGCUGGAAAAUUGUGGAUUCCAUAAGGAAUCUCUCGUGGCUGCAUCACUGUGCCUUCAACUGUAACUCCGACUCACUCCUGUUUGAAUCUAGAGCCGAUCUCUUUGACCGUAUCAAGGAGCAGCUGAUCCACGGCGACGCAACCACACUCGUACGGCCAGACCUGAGCACGAGGGAUGAAAGAUUCAACCUCAAGAACUUCUGGCUCUUUAACCCCCAGACGGAAGACCUGCUCUCCUCGGUUCUUUUCCCACACCUGGAACACAUACGGCUGGAUUUCGUAUUUCAGGACAUGACGGAGGAGCCUGAUGUUUCCAUGCUCACCGCUCAGCCGAAGCUGAAAAAACUGCAAGCCAACUUGUAUGACCGCUGUUCAGUGGACUUGGUGAGACGCAUGGUGGAAGCCUGUGGAAGUCAGCUCACUGUGCUAGAUCUUCACUUGGCUGACGACUGGUUCUUUGUUGCCGAGGCACACAAUGUUGUAGCCAGCUGCUGCCCGAAUCUUGUAAAUCUGACGUUUUCUGGUGACUAUAAGGCCAGGUACAGUCUAGAGGACAGCGAUGAGCGGUUAGACAUGGGCAUUCCAGCUCCAGCCCAUCUGCACCUAGAGCACCUCAACCUGACGGGUGUGAUUAGUAACCGCCGCCUGAGAUUUGUGCUGAGCCACACCCCAGCCCUCCGCACCCUGCACCUAGAUGGGGAGCUAGAGUGGCUGCAUGAUGCGACCUUCACCUCCAUUCUGGAGACCAACCCACUGCCAGAUCUUGAGGAAGUCUGGUUCAACGUCUCAACCACUGUCACAUUAGACACUGUGAGGUUGUUACUAAUGCAAGAGAACUCGGUACGAUGCAUUGGACGCUUAUGUCACAUGGGGGCUGCUACCAUGGAGGAGUACCAAGAACUGCUCAGCCUUGUACGAGAGCAUAAUCUAGACACAAAGUUAAUCUGGGUAACAGAUGAGCGGGUAAAGUAGAUGUUUUAAACAGGGAUAAAGGACUUUGUGAGCUAAUUUGAAGACCUCAAGUGAACCUUAUCUUUAUGUAUGGGUAAGCAUAAUAUAUGUUUGUAUAUAUGUAUAUGCUUUGUAUUGAUAUCAAAACAAUGAAAAGUGAGUAGAUGACUUGAAUGAAUGGACUUUCAGGUCAUUAUUAUUUAUGCAAUUUUAUUUUUGUAAAGGCACCUUCCUUUCCCUUCUACAUUUUCUGAAUUAACAAUAUGUGUAUCCAUGAACAUGUCUGUUAUAUUUGCAUGAACUUCCUCAUGCAUCAAAAGAUCAGAUUGCUGUUGUAUCUGAGGUCUGAAGAUCAUUCUGACAUUAUAAUAAUGUUACUGAAUAUUACAAGAUGAAAUAUUUUGCAUUGAGCUGCAUGCAUGUACGCUGUGCAAAAGAAGUUAGGAAUUUCUGAAGGAACUUAAGAAAAUAGUCAUCGGAUAUUUUUUUGAAAACCUUUCAAAAAAGUUUGUACCUGUAUUAGAAACAAAAAGAUGUUCAAAUUUUCUUUCUUAUGGUCCUAAGAAGGAACUUUAGUUUAUGUUGUUUUCUUUCAUAACAUUUUUCCAUUUUAAUGUAUUCUACCUAUUUAUUUAUUUAUAAAUUCAUUUCUUUUGUAUUGAAACUAAUGAUUGUUGGACAGUUAGACAGAUGUUUGUGGUACUACCUUUUGAAAAAUCAUUGUUCGUUGCUGGGCUUUGUUUAUCCUUUCCCAGAUGUUAGGUUAGUUGUCUAUUUGUCAUUUGGCUGUUUGUACUAAUAAAAGUCCCAGAAAGUUGGCUGACAAUAAUUUCGUAAGUGUCUUACUCCAAAUUGAGGCUGUGAGAUAACAACAGAUCCACGGAUUUUUAUGCUGUUUUAAUUGCUCUUAACAGGAUUUUCAUAUUUUUGAACAUAAGUGUUUUUUUAUAUAUAUAUAUAUAUAUAUAUAUAUAUAUAUAUAUAUAUAUAUAUAUAUAAUUUAACACUGGAUUGGAUUGGAUUCUUGCGCUGAGAAGAUAGUAACUGCUGUGGAAUACCAGAUAAUAGUAAUUAGAUGUUCUGCUAUAUUACACUGUAUUAGAUCUAAUUACUUUCAUUUUGCCAUUCAUGCUCGUAUUGAACAAACAGGGAAAUUUUCAAAUACAGUAUUAUAUUCACACGAUUAUGGAGUGCAUUUCGUGUCUGCAUAUAAAGAGAUACCUAUUCAAAAUGAGGAAUAAUUAUCAAAACAAGUGAAAGUUAAACUCUCUUAGGGCUGCUGUGGUCUCCCUCUGACCAUUACAUUCUGCAACACGACAUUAACAUGCCACUUGAAUUAACUUAAUGCUCGAGUUUAAAUCAAGUAUUAUCUUCUGUAGUUUGGGUAGUUGUACAUAGCCUGGUUUAUAAUGAACGAAAGCAUGUGUGAUUGCAGAAGGAAACUUAUUCUGCUGUUUAUGUAAUACUGAUUAAAGUGUAUAGGAACAUGAAGUGGUAAAAAAAAAAAUAUUGGUUUAGGUGCUGAAAAAUGAAGUUGUUUGCAUUCUCCAUAAAAAAGUGCUUUAAACCCAAUGUUGUCUUGUACUUUCACCGCCCACUAUGAUUUUGUUUUAUUACUUUUGUUUACACAUUAAUGGCAUCACAAGUUCUUAAUCCCCAAGUUAAUUACUAGGCCCAUCUGAUAUUACCUGCUUACCCAUUUCUGUGAAUUUUGGUGAAGAAGUAUAUAUCAGUUAUUCUUUUUGAUGUUGUUAUUAUUAUUAUUAUUAUUAUUAUUAUUAUUAUUAUCAUUAUCAUCAUCAUUAUAUCAUUAUCAUUAUCAUCAUUAUUAGGAUAUAAUAUUAACAAUGAUAGUAAUGAAAACGAGAGGGUAAGUAGAUGAGGUUAGAUUGGCCUAGAUAUUGAAGCAUUGGUAACUGAGUGAUUCUGGAGUCAUAUGUAUGUAAAUAAAAUCAAUAAAUAGUGGACAGGUAUGGUUACACUCCUUGUAUCAGUGGGUUAGUACGAUAAUAGGUUGUUAUUGUAUAUGGUUCAGUUCUUCUUUGUUAUUAUUAUAAUUAUUAUCAUUAC
This is a messenger RNA of Penaeus chinensis, 4226 nucleotides long. RefSeq lists its product as uncharacterized. Gene Ontology annotation, biological process: SCF-dependent proteasomal ubiquitin-dependent protein catabolic process. The record is from RefSeq and is a predicted model, not a curated record. Gene Ontology annotation, cellular component: SCF ubiquitin ligase complex. Bases 168 to 2177 code for a protein of 669 amino acids. Lineage: Eukaryota; Metazoa; Arthropoda; Malacostraca; Decapoda; Penaeidae. The transcript is spliced from 9 exons.